This is a messenger RNA of Cucumis sativus (cucumber), 733 nucleotides long. Its product is annotated as probable steroid-binding protein 3. The coding region runs from base 177 to 479 and encodes 100 amino acids. Gene Ontology annotation, cellular component: endomembrane system; membrane. The record is from RefSeq and is a predicted model, not a curated record. Lineage: Eukaryota; Viridiplantae; Streptophyta; Magnoliopsida; Cucurbitales; Cucurbitaceae. The transcript has a single exon.
UCCCUAUUUAAUUUUGGGUGAGAUUUGAAUUAUUCUGAAUGGGACAUAUCUAAAAUCUUUUGUUUUCCUUCGAUUAAAGAUAAAAUAAAAAGGAGAAAGGGAUUGAAUUCUCCACUUUUAGUUGAAGCUACCGUCCGGCGUCCCUCAUUCCGAUCAAUCCCCUCCAAGCUGAGCUAAUGGAGCUUACACCUCUACAACUGUCGGUCUACAAUGGCACCGACCCAACAAAGCCCAUCUAUGUUGCUUUGAAGGGCCAAAUCUACAACGUCACAUCAGGUCGUUCUUUCUACGGCUCCGGUGGUCCUUACGCCAUGUUCGCCGGCAAGGACGCGAGCAGAGCUCUGGCCAAGAUGACCAAGAAUGAGGAAGAUAUCACCUCUUCACUCGAAGGCCUCUCUGAGAAAGAGAUCGGUGUUCUCAACGACUGGGAGAACAAAUUUCAAGCUAAGUACCCUAUUGUUGGCCGUGUUGUUUCUUAAACAUGCAAGUUUACGAGUUUCGCUGUGUGGGUGUUUGUUGACUCAUCGUAGUUUUCAGAAGUAUUAAAUGAAUAAUUGUUCAACUCUGAAUAUGGGGUUGCUGAAAUGACUGUAAAGUUUGUUGUGCUUGGUUUAAUAAGGGUCUUCAAUGGCGGAUUGGUAUCAGUCUGAACUGCUUGGUGAAAUAAGAACUUGCUUAUUUAUUUCAGCGUUGUUUAAUAUCAAUUAUCAUAUAAUUUCUUAUGGUUUGGAGU